This is a messenger RNA of Podospora bellae-mahoneyi, 1770 nucleotides long. RefSeq lists its product as uncharacterized. The transcript has a single exon. The record is from RefSeq and is a predicted model, not a curated record. Bases 1 to 1770 code for a protein of 589 amino acids. Lineage: Eukaryota; Fungi; Ascomycota; Sordariomycetes; Sordariales; Podosporaceae.
AUGUGUAUCCGAGAGUACAUCGUCUACCAGUGUGCCCACCGCUCGCCCCCGGUGUUGGUCACCUGCCCGUUGACGACAGAAGGGCAUGUCAACCCUGUCUGUGACAAGCGCCCGGAUAGGGCAUACUAUGCCGAGACCUGCUGCGCGGCCUGUGAGCGUUGCGUCCAUUCUCGCUGGGUUAUCAUCAGAGAGAAUGAGCACCGUUGGCUUCAUGAGCAUGGGGCUUGUGGCUGUGAAGUGGUAUUCCAGGGCCUCUUGAACACUCCCCGGGCUAUCGGGGUCGAUGGCGUCGAGUCCGAAGAAAAAGAUGAGAAGGAUGGUGCUCCGCUGGCUAUCACAGAUGGCUCAGUUGGAAGCCGGUCCUCUGAUCCCGGUCUUGACGCCGUCAAGCCGGCUAAAUCAAAGAAGUUGAAGGGUAAGGAGAGAGAUGUGAUCAGUACUGGCGCUGUCAUUCCCCAAGGCAGUUCUGCUCCCCCUCUCUAUCGUGAGAGUAUCACCGAGGACGGGGCAGCUCAUGUUCAGCUUCGGCUGAAGAGUCUGUAUGCCGGUGAAUGGCGAGCUGAUCACCGCAUCCUUCACGAGACGGGCAAAUGCAACUGCCGGAUUGUUUUCGGGCCCUUCAAUCCUCAGAUUUCGGACGAGGAGUUGACUUCUGAAGACUGGAAGUUGAUCCAGUGGUGGAGAGAUCAGGAGGAUGCUGUCGAGGGUCAGAAGACCGUGGCUAGACCUCGCCUGGGUAGUUCUACGUCCGAAGCUGAGGUCAUCGCCCAGCGUAUCAAGGAGAUUGAGAGGGUGUUUGGCAGCUUCGAAGUCAAGCCUAAAGAGGAGGGUAUGUCCUAUCCUAACAAGCGCGCUGUGAAGCCCCCCCAUGGCUCUGCCGCCAUACCCCAACCUACCACGACCUUUGCCGAGUCCAGCGAGCAGGGAUAUCGGCGGAUGGGGAGAAGGCGCGGGCAGCACAAGAGCCAGUCUUUUUUCAAUCGACGGAACUCCCAAGGAGAAGAUCUUGGAAAGGAUAGAAGCCAAAAAAGCCUCUUGCCUCGCGAGGCUGGCUUCUCUCAAGGCCAAACGCAAUAUACCAUUGCCCAGUACGCCUCCAUGGCGCCUAGUUCGACUCCAGCUACACAGCAAGGUUGGGUCUAUGACCCAUAUUCCAAUCAAUACGUUCAAACCGGCAAUGUAGCUCCCCAGUCGACAAGCUACUAUCCCACUGCUUCCAGUAGCAGUUACCAACAGCCUCAAGGCUACCAAGCCUCCUACCCGCCUCAGCUACAACAGCUGCCCCAGUUUGCCAACCCAGCCUUCGCAACAAUUGCAAGCUACACCAACACGAUCCCCGAAGGAGCCUACCCCUGGCUACAGCCUCACAGCGAGUCUCGGACCAGAUCCAAAGCCGGCGGGCCCUACCACGUCGUAGGCAUGGACUACUCCAGCUUCGACGACCCUUCCCACGUCGAACACGUCGGCACACCAAUCUGCGGCAUCCCCAUCGGCGGCGGUGCCCACAUGCCCCCCUGGAAGGACUGUGUCCAGAGGCAGUCUCGCCCAGCUACUCCUCACGAGCUGCCCACCAUUGUGAUCACCGUGGUCGAAGCCAACCCAGUCGGCACCAUCGAGUACGACUAUGACCAAACCCUCGACUCCAAAUCCGACAUGGCCUACGGAGCCGCAGACGGGAGCGCCGUCGACGACAACGACGACAGAAACCUCCUCGAGGUCGAAGUCCCCCGUGUCCCCCAGCGGAGACACUCUGCCGGAGCUGUUCUCUGA